UACAAAUGUUAAUUUAUGUCAAUUUGCCAAAGGAGAUUAUUAUUCUUAAAAAAAUAAGAAUAUUUUCAUAAAUUCCCAGAUGUCAUUUUAUUUUUUCUUUCAAAAUAGAAAUUUUAAAAAAUUACACUGAGUUUAUAAACUGACCUUAAAUAUGGCUUAUGAUUUUGAAAACCUAUACCAUACUCAAAUACCUAGUGAACCUCUAAGAGAAUCCUUAAAUUCAAAUGAUCCUUAUAUACACAUAUGGAUGGCAGGAUAUUUUAUUCAAAUUGCGCUGAUUAUUUUUUUCAACUAUUUACUCAUUCACUUGAUUCUGUUUCACUCGAACAAAAUAAAACCAUUUAUGUGUUUUAACUUCUAUAAAAAAUCAAAUAGAAGGAAUAGUGGUAAUAAACUCCUAAAGAACUCAUCCAUAACCACUCAAAAAAGUGAUAAUAGUUCACCAUCUAGUUUUCAAUAUGGAACUAAUAUUCAAGGAAGGAAGCGCGGUAUUAAGAAAACUAGAAUAAAUUUGCUAAUAGCUUGGCUCUCCUUUACUGAUAUGCUUCUAGCAUUAAUAUGUCUACCUUUAUAUUUACAUUAUGAAUAUUUUGCUAAUUCAUUCUCUAAUUCAUUAGGACCAGAAGGUACCGACUUGAAUGCUAGUGUUAAAAACAUGCCUAAUUCAACUAUGAAUAUCGAUAUGAAUCGCAAUGUUUCAGUUAUCACGAAACUUCAUAUUACAAAUUUAAGCUUGAUUGAUUCCCAUAAUUAUAUUUCUUACCCACACGAAAAAUCUAAAGUUGAACCUCCUUGUUCAGCAUUAAUAGCCUUUUAUUUUUUUAAUAAUUUUUCAGGUUUUAACAACUCCUUGAUUACUGCUUACAUAGCUUUUGAUAGAUUCCGGGCUAUACAUAGAACUCUAAAAUUUAAAAGAGUGGCAAUGCCUUCUCCAACCGUCUCCAUUAAUUCGGAAAAUAUUGGAGAAUGGUAUUUUCCUAACAUAAACCUAACAAAAAUAUAUUUAAAUUAUAUCAAAAAAUUAAUUUUCAUCCUUUGGCCACAAAUAUUAAUUUCGAGUGUGUGCUCUCUUAUGUCAUUACCACUUGUUUUAUUACUUUUUCAAAACAAAUGUAUUUUAAAUAAUACCCAAGAACGAUGUUAUUUACUGUAUUCGACCAUUUCAGGCUUAAUUAUACCCUUGAUUGUUACAUGCGGAUUUUAUGCAAGAAUGAUAAUGUUAUUAUCAGCAUACAAAUUUAAUUCCAAAUCUAAAGAUCAAAAAAAUCAUAGACCUGAUAUAUGUAAUCAUUUUAACCUAGUUAAUAAACGUUUUAAUAUCUUAUAUUGGGCUCCUGCCGUUGCAGAGUCAAUAGAUGUCAAGCAAUCUAAGAAUGUCACUGAGAAUUAUGACUUAAAAGGAAUUAAUGUCCCAGAAAAUAACAAAAAUAGAGAUGUUAAAGAGAUGUUACAACCCCUAUGUAAUAAAAUAGAUGGUUGUACCAGUCUUAAACAUGAUGAGAAUAACAAACAUACCAGGAAAGACGAUUAUGUUAAGAUAUCAAAUGUACCUAAUCAAGAUAAUUUAAUAGGCAAAUUGAAACGAGGUUUUCAUAAUUCUUCUAAAUCCCAAAAUAACAAGAUAAAGGCCAUACGUAUGACCUUGGCACUUAUCUUAACGAGAACAGUUUUAUCAACACCUUUGAUAUCUUUUCAGAUAUUGGAAAUUGCUGGUUACAUUAAGAUAAAUGAUUAUUAUUUUCGCGUUGAAAUACUAAGAAAUGCUAUGAAUAUAUUCUGUUUGACAGAUCGGUGGCUCAACGUAGUAAUCAUCCUAAUGUUUUGCAAUAAUUACAGGUUGCAACUUAAGAGAAUGUUUUGUUAAUGAUGAAUUCAUAGAACCAAUUAAAAUUCUUUGGAAAUAUAUAUAAAUUUAUAAAAGGAAUGCCAUCAAAAGUACACCCAUCUCAUAAAAACCCAAUUUUAAUUUAGAACAUGCUGAUUCCGUUGUAUCCCAAUUAUUUAUUCAAAGUUGUACUGGUCGUAUAUGAGAUUUAUCGUUUAUUUAUACAUGGAUCAACAAUUUUAUAAUAGAACCUUAUUUAUAUGUAAUAAAAUCCUACUUUGUAAA
Molecule: messenger RNA, 2110 nt
Organism: Gordionus sp. m RMFG-2023
Lineage: Eukaryota; Metazoa; Nematomorpha; Gordioida; Chordodea; Parachordodidae
Exons: 2
Coding region: 152-1864 (570 amino acids)
Biological process (GO): neuropeptide signaling pathway
Cellular component (GO): plasma membrane
Molecular function (GO): G protein-coupled peptide receptor activity
Source: RefSeq, a predicted model, not a curated record